Messenger RNA from Nilaparvata lugens (brown planthopper), 3656 nucleotides. Its product is annotated as acyl-CoA Delta(11) desaturase. Lineage: Eukaryota; Metazoa; Arthropoda; Insecta; Hemiptera; Delphacidae. Gene Ontology annotation, cellular component: endoplasmic reticulum membrane. The transcript is spliced from 7 exons. The coding region runs from base 350 to 1393 and encodes 347 amino acids. Gene Ontology annotation, molecular function: stearoyl-CoA 9-desaturase activity; iron ion binding. The record is from RefSeq and is a predicted model, not a curated record. Gene Ontology annotation, biological process: unsaturated fatty acid biosynthetic process.
AACGUAAUGCGUUGCGAAAUGCACGCCGCCGAAGUGGAGAAGUGUUGGGCCUGCGGGAUAAGUCAGUCACCGGUGAUCAGUACAGAGUUCAGCAACCAUCCAGCCACUUUCACAUGGUUCAGUAGACUUUUUCAGUGAUUUCAGACAAACGGUUUUCGCGCGCCUUGUUUGACUGCACGCAACUCAUUGUGGAAUCAAGCACUCAUGGAUUGAUACAUAAAGUCCGGUUGAAAACUGGAGCAAAAAUGCUUCUCGUGAAACUUUUCGCUCGUUGAAGAGAACCAGUGAAUUCAGCAGGAGACAUCGAGAGUGCUUUUCGGCAAUAGUGAGUGACUUUCCAGUCGCAAAAAUGUCCACCACUUCAAUAAAGUUGUUCAAUCAUUUCAAGAGUGGAACAUGGAUUAUCUACCUGCGCCAAAUGGGCGCUCAGCUAGGUGCCCGACAGCAAAUAAUUUGGAUAAAUGUUGUCCUGAUAACACUAUGGCACUUACUGGCCGUCUACACCGCUGUCAUAUUAGUUCCUCGCAUGCAAAUUAUUACAAUUUUAUGGGGUUAUUUUGUUGGAAUAGUAGGUGGUUUUGGAGUGACAGCGGGGGCCCACAGACUAUGGGCGCACAGGGCAUACAAAGCCAAAUUGCCACUGCAGCUAAUCCUUCUCAUGUGCUACUCCACAGCCGGACAGAACUCGGUAUUCGACUGGGUUCGAGACCACAGAGUUCAUCACAAAUUCAGUGAGACGGACGCCGACCCUCACAACGCAAAGAGGGGCUUCUUCUUCGCCCACGUUGGAUGGCUCAUGCAAAGGAAGCACCCAGAAGUGUUGAAAAAAGGUGCUCUCAUUGAUAUGUCAGACAUAACUGGAGAUCCUAUUCUGGCAUUUCACACAAAAUAUUUCAACUACUUCAAGCUCUUUUUUUGCUUCAUAUUCCCGGUACUUGUUCCUUACAUUGUACUGAAGGAGCCAUUCUAUCACUGUUUCAUGGGAAUCUGCUUUAUAAGAUACAUCCUAGGACUAAAUUUCACAUGGUCAGUGAAUAGUGCAGCUCACAUUUGGGGCAACAAACCUUAUGACAAAAGAAUAAACCCAGCCGAAAACCUGACCGUCUCGAUCCUGGCGAUGGGCGAGGGCUGGCACAACUACCACCACGUGUUCCCAUGGGACUACAGGGCGGCCGAGCUGGGUCACUACCUGUUCAACUCGACCACCGUCAUCAUCGACCUCUUCGCCAAGAUCGGCUGGGCCUACGACCUCAAGAGUCCUUCGCCCGAACUCGUGCAAAAGAUCUCCAAAAAGUACGGCGACGGAACUGAACCUUACCUGGGACGAUCACCUUCCCAUCACGAUCACCCCGAAGAGGUUCCACAUCCUGAUCACACUGUCGCCUCCAACUAGUUGACGGUGAACGGUUGUCACCAAUCAGUUUUUCAACUAAACUGUCUACAAUCAGUAAUUCAACUUGUUGAAUCGUUGACUUGUCUACAUAGCAAUCGAUUUCGUGAACUUGUGGUCUCAAUUUGGAACAUUGUCAGUGAUUUUAUAAACGAUGAGAAGACACUACCAACCCUCGAAAUUGAAACUAUUCACCAUACUAAGCUUUGAAAGAGGCUAUUGUCGAUAUAUUCAUGAAAAAUGUUAUGAUAAUUUAGGUCCUACCGUUUUUCUAUUCGCGUAGGUAGGUAGAUAGAAUUUAGUACAUGGAAUUCCUAGAAGAAAUUGAGUAAUUUUUAUUUAUGAAUUUAAAAUUCAUUGCACUAUUCUGCCAUUUUAGAAUUUAGACACAAGGUUUCCUUAUAUUAAAAAAUAAAUAUAAUUCUAAACUAUCAAAACGAAAUACCUGUUAGAUGUGGUGCAAUAAAUGAUUUAAUGGUUUCAAAUUUCCCUAAAGUGAUACCGCAUUGGCGUAUUGGAAAGACGAUAUUAAGUAUUUUAAUAUUUAUAUUUCUGCAGCUAUAAUAAAUCUGAAAGAAUAAGUUCUAAUUCUUGGAAGUGCUAAUAUGAAAAAGUCCUAGAAUGUGAUAAAUUCUGUAAUAUAGAAUCAUCAAAAAGACCAUCAACCUAGAUGAUGUAACUUUUUAGGUUUCAUUUGCCUGGCUUAUUGAUCACUCUAUAAAAGAAUUACAUGGAAAAUCAUUGUUUUCUUGUUCAAAUGAUUUGAAAGUUAGAAAAACUAAUAUUUACUUCAAAUAUGACAGCUAGUAGACGAAACAUCAGUUGAGAUCCUAUUUCUGAUCAACCAGCAACAGUAACAAUAUAAGCGAUGAGAGUUUGUGCAAGUAGCUACUAGAAAAUUUCAAAUAGGAAACUCACGGUAUAAUUUGAUGAUUUGAAAAACAGCUAAGUUGACUGAGGCGUUGCAACCUUCUGUCUGCUGGCGCUGCCUGGUCGUGGGUCCGAAUCCCGCCGGUAGGCAGGUUGUGUUGGCGGUUGUUUAAUCACCUCAUCAUCAUUUCAUCCAUUGUUCAUAAGCGUAAAGCUUAUGUGGGUAUAAUCCGAAAUAAAAGACACAUCGUCGAUGAGCCAAUUAGUCACUGGAAAACAGAAAAAUAAUUCUAUUAUGAAUGAGCAGAACCACAUUUGAAAGUACCGUAUUGUAAAUAAUUUAUUGAAUAGACUUCACACACAAAAAUAUGAAAUGCAUUAAUGGAUGAAAGAAUUCAUUGAACAAGCAGAUAAAUACAUAAUUAUAAUAUCCUGUCAUUAUUUUACUACAAGCAAUUCUCGAUAUGUUCGCCUCUUCGAUAUAACUUAUGGUUAUCAAAAAUUUCAAUAACACAAAAAUAGUCAGAUAGAUUAAAUCCACCCGUUACGCCUAAGGCCAGUUCACCAGACGAAAUACCAGUAGUUGUUGAAUUAUAACUCAGAUUACCCAGAACGGUUACCUAGUUUAAUUACCUAUCUGUUAAAGCUCAAUGCAAGAAAUUAAUAUUUUAAGCUUAAAAUAAGAUACCUACAUUACACAACAUUUGUUAUUGUAAGAAGGUCCAUGCCAGUAUAACAGCACUAAGAAUGUAAAUCAAUAUUUAGAAAAGAAGAUUACAUCAAGUUUCAAUAAAUUCUAUGGUAAACUUCCACAAAUAUAUUGUUCUUGGCGUACUAAUGUUGGUACACUGUAAUAUAUAUUUAUGAUUAACUCUUUGAUAAUAAUGAACUUAAACGUGACAUGGUUUCAAUAACAUUUUAAAACUUCACUACCAACUGGUUAGAAAUGAAGUACGAUUCACUCGUAUUUAUUGAUUAGAUUUUUAAUUGUUUUUACGGAUCAAAUCAUUUAAAUGUUUAAUAUCCAUGCAUUUUUUAUGAAGAGUUCAUACAGAAGGUUCUAUUAUUUAUAUGAAUCUGUAGUAGAAUGUAAGGGUCGCUUUUUGUGCCAAAAUACUGCUGCUUUUCUGAGACAUUUACAGGCUAAAAUGUCUAAAUUAUCAAAAUAUUGAUAAUAUUUCGUGAUGUGAUUAUUUGAAUUAGUGAAUACGUUUAUUAUAGGAUAAAUUUAUAGAUAUAGUUUGGUAUUGUAUUUAACAAUUAUAAGAUUCCUAUCAUUAUGAUGUGCACAUUAUUUAUAAACUGUAAUUUAUAUACUAAAUUCAAGUCACCGUAGAAUUAUGAAUGAUUAUUUGAAUAGAACUAUUUUUAUUAGAAAAAUUAUGAUUUCAUUGGA